GUUCCCUUCUCAGCAAAGUAACAGUUGCCUAGUGACGCCAAACUAUUGAGUUCCACUGAUUUCCUGCUACAGAAAAUCUCAACGCUGGCACUAAGCUAACGCUAAGUUUUUUCGAAGAUGUUCUUCAUCUGCUCCUUUUCUCCGAUUAGUUAUUCAAUGUGACUCAUCUUUAUCACAGUUCGGGAGCCGGAAGUAGCGCUUCGGAGGGUCGGGAUGUUUAACGAAAGCCCGGAGAAACGAUGAACAGCUAUAUUUUCAUCCGGGUGGUUGGGAAGGGAAGCUAUGGAGAGGUGAACUUGGUGAAGCACAAAACUGACCGAAAACAGUAUGUUAUAAAGAAGCUGAAUUUAAGCACUUCUUCCAAGAGGGAGCGGCGUUCUGCGGAGCAGGAGGCCCAGCUUCUGUCACAGCUGCGACAUCCCAACAUUGUGACCUACAGGGAGUCCUGGGAGGGAGACGAUCGUCAGCUGUACAUCGUGAUGGGUUUCUGUGAAGGAGGAGAUCUUUACAACAGACUCAAACAACAAAAAGGAGAGCUUCUGCCAGAGAGGCAGGUUGUGGAGUGGUUUGUCCAGAUAGCAAUGGCCCUUCAGUAUCUUCAUGAGAGGAAUAUUCUUCACCGGGACCUUAAAACUCAGAACAUUUUCCUGACAAAAACCAACAUCAUCAAAGUUGGAGACCUGGGCAUCGCCAGAGUGUUGGAAAACCAGAACGACAUGGCCAGCACACUUAUUGGGACCCCGUACUACAUGAGUCCUGAGCUCUUCUCAAAUAAACCCUAUAACCACAAGUCUGACGUUUGGGCCCUGGGUUGCUGCGUGUAUGAGAUGUCCACGCUGAAACAUGCCUUCAACGCCAAGGAUAUGAACUCACUGGUGUAUCGGAUUGUGGAGGGAAAGCUUCCACAGAUGCCGAGUCGGUAUGAUCCCCAGCUUGGAGACUUAAUCAAGAGCAUGCUGUCAAAGAAACCUGAAGAAAGGCCCGACGUCAAACUCAUCCUGCGGCAGCCUUAUAUAAAACGACAAAUUGCGAUGUUUCUGGAGGCUACCAAAGAGAAAACUGCAAAAUCAAGGAAAAAAGGUGACGGUGUGGAUUGCAGAUCUGGGACACCGUGUGAGGCGAAACCUGAGAGGCCUUCUGCAAGUCCACAACCUGAACCCCGAGACAGGACAAACUGGAAGGAAGGAAAAUCCCAACAGAAAAUACGGAGUGACAGAGCGGAUUCCCUCCCACCCAGGACACCUCCCCCACUCAAACCCUCCUCACCCGACGCCCUCAAAGCCAGUGCGGUCUCUAUGGCAACAGUCAGCAGCAUUAACAUUGAUGUCCCGCUGCAGCAGGAUGACGGAGUGACCAGGAGACAGGUGGCCCCGUCUGUAAUGUCACACCCCCCGCCACCCAACGCGGGUCACGCUCACAUUGUGCACAGAGAUGGCAAGCGGAGAGGGAAACCGGAUCCUGCGGCCCCCCCUGAUCCAGCCAAGCCCCACCUGAAGGCUGCGUCAGGUGUUCACAGCAAAGGGGGACACAAGACGGCAGAGAAGCAGCUCAAGCAGAACUCUGACAGCACAUUUGGGGAGAAGCAGGAGUCGGUUAUGGAUGAUGAAGAUGACACCACGGAGUUAUUGAAACAAGACGACGCGCACACAGCAAAUCUAGAGAAUGUUGUCAACAAAAAUGACACUUUUACGCUUAUCAAGCAGUCUUCAGUUCUGAACCUUCCCUCCCCAGAUGUCCAAGACAAACUCAAAGCUGCAGAAAAGCUCUUGGAGCUUGCAGAACCGGACUGUGAUCAGGGAGAAUCUUCCUCUGCAGCCUCUAAGACAAGUAAAGCCAGUCCAUGUCUGAACUUGUCAGGCUGCUCAGAGCCAGAGCAGAGACGACAACAGCAUAAAGGUCCAACACAAGAACACCAGAACAAGUUCAAAGUAACCACACCGAGACCUCUACCACAACCUCCUGUUGAGAGUGUGACUGUGGAGAGAAACAGGAGGAGCAAGAAGAGUCCUGACGUGACAGCAACCUCCUCGCUGGUCACUUCCUCUAAAGAUGGAAUCUUACCUUUGCCGCAGGAUCGCCUGUUAUCAGCUCGAGAGAGAAGAAGACUGAGACAGUCCCAGGAAAGCAUCAGUCAUACAGAUGCCAGCGCAGUUCGAAGAGCAUCCUAUGAUGUCACGUCCACUAAAUCAGAGCACGUCAACGUCCCAGUAACUCGAUCAGCUUCAUACUCCAUCACACAGACCAACAGUAAGGAUAAACUGAUGGAGCAAAGGUCAGACGAAGAUGAAUGCAGCUCAUCCACGAGCUCCACUGAGCGCUCAGAAGGAGACUGCAAGGAAAGGAAAAUUGAAUCAAGUGACAUGCAAGAUUUAGUGCACAUGAUGACUCAAACAUUGAGAAUGGAGGUUAAAGACGGCGGAGGGGACAAAAGUGCAUUUGACUCCACUUCUUCACUGCCGGAGUUCAAACUGAACAGGAAGUACAGGGACACGCUCGUUCUUCACGGGAAAGCUCGAGGGGAAGCUGAGGACCUGUCGCUCAGCAAAAUACCAAAAGGUUCUACAUCUGGUCCAGCCAAGAUCAGAAGAGCUAUAGAGAAGCUGAGAACUGAUGUGGUGAAAGGUCUGGGUGUUAAGCUGCUGGAUGAAGUGCUGGAAAUCCUGGAGGAGGAAGAAGAUGAGACCAAAAGAGAGCUGUGCCUUCGUGACCACAUGGGAGACGAGAAGUACCAAGCGUACGCUGUGAUGGUGAGGCAGCUGAAGUUUUUUGAAGAUAUGGCCUUUAAGGCUUGAAGAACAGUGGGAGAACUAUGAUUUUGUUUGGGAACACUUUGCAUUCGUUCACUGGUGCAUCUCCACCGAUCGUCAUUGCAGGAUUGCCUGUUCUUUGUGUGAGUUGUCACAGCAAAAUGGAAAAACUUGUUUACUGCCAAAAUAUACUUUUUUCUGACACUAAAUUUCAAAGGUUUCUGGUAUUUAACUGUAUCUAUGGAGGAUAAACAAAUGUGUAAUUAUGUAAAUAAACCAGCCUCCUUUUGAAAUGUGAAUGCACAGUAUGUUUGUCUUACAUAACUUAGAUUUCUUGUGUAAAGUUUAGUCAAUAAAAUUCUCUUUGAAUUUA
Molecule: messenger RNA, 3120 nt
Organism: Oryzias melastigma (Indian medaka)
Lineage: Eukaryota; Metazoa; Chordata; Actinopteri; Beloniformes; Adrianichthyidae
Gene: nek4
Product: NIMA-related kinase 4
Exons: 16
Coding region: 240-2792 (850 amino acids)
Biological process (GO): protein phosphorylation
Molecular function (GO): ATP binding; protein kinase activity
Source: RefSeq, a predicted model, not a curated record